Lepus europaeus (European hare) is the source of this 1674-nucleotide messenger RNA. It is a transcript of the gene PTGER1, whose product is annotated as prostaglandin E receptor 1. Gene Ontology annotation, cellular component: plasma membrane. Bases 93 to 1316 code for a protein of 407 amino acids. Gene Ontology annotation, molecular function: prostaglandin E receptor activity. The transcript has 3 exons. Gene Ontology annotation, biological process: adenylate cyclase-activating G protein-coupled receptor signaling pathway; positive regulation of cytosolic calcium ion concentration; inflammatory response. Lineage: Eukaryota; Metazoa; Chordata; Mammalia; Lagomorpha; Leporidae. The record is from RefSeq and is a predicted model, not a curated record.
AGCGAGGCCGGGCGCAGCGGGCGCGGCAGGGCUGAGCUGUGGGCGAUGGGGACCCGGCGUCCCAGGCCUCGCCGGCGCCCCCGGCAGCCGACAUGAGCCCCUGCGGGCCCCUCAACCUGAGCCUGGCCGGCGAGGCGACCACGUGCACGGUGCCCGGGGUCCCCAACGCGUCGGCCGCGCCGCCGUCGGGGGGUUCGGGCGCUUCCCCGGCGCUGCCCAUCUUCUCCAUGACGCUGGGCGCGGCGUCCAACGUGCUGGCGCUGGCACUGCUGGCGCAGGCCGCGGGCCGCCUGCGGCGCCGCCGCUCGGCCGCCACCUUCCUGCUCUUCGCCGCCAGCCUGCUGGCCACCGACCUGGCCGGCCACGUGAUCCCGGGCGCGCUAGUGCUGCGUCUGUACGCGGCGGGCCGAGCGCCGGCCGGCGGCGCCUGCCACUUCCUGGGCGGCUGUAUGGUUUUCUUUGGCCUCUGCCCGCUGCUGCUGGGCUGCGGGAUGGCCGUGGAGCGCUGCGUGGGCGUCACGCGGCCACUGCUGCACGCGGCACGCGUCUCGGUGGCCCGCGCGCGCCUGGCGCUGGCCGCCCUGGCCGCCGUGGCCUUGGCCGUGGCGCUGCUGCCGUUGGCGCGCGUGGGCCGCUACGAGCUGCAGUACCCAGGCACCUGGUGCUUCAUCGGCCUGGGGCCCCCCGGCGGCUGGCGCCAGGCGCUGCUCGCCGGCCUCUUCGCCGGCCUCGGCUUGGCCGCGCUGCUCGCCGCCCUCGUGUGCAACACGCUCAGCGGCCUGGCCCUGCUGCGCGCCCGCUGGCGCCGCCGCCUCAGCUCCCGAGGGCUCCCCCAGGCCGCGGGCCCCGACAGCCGCCGGCGCUGGGGCGCACGUGGAACGCGCUCGGCCUCCGCCUCGUCCGCCUCGUCCAUCGCUUCUGCCUCCGCCGCCUUCCGCGGCUCCCGGAGCGGCGGUUCGGCGCGCCGGGCCCGCGAGCACGACGUGGAGAUGAUGGGCCAGCUGUUGGGCAUUACGGCGGUCUCGUGCAUCUGCUGGAGCCCACUGCUGGUUUUGGUGGCGCUGGCCGUGGGUGGCUGGAGCCCCAGUUCCCUACAGAGGCCGCUGUUCUUGGCCGUGCGCUUGGCCUCCUGGAACCAGAUCCUGGACCCUUGGGUGUACAUCCUGCUGCGCCAGGCUGUGCUGCGCCAACUGUUUCGCCUCCUGCCCCCGAGGGCGGGUGCCAAGGGCGGCCGCGCAGAGCUGGGUCUCACCCGGAGCGCCUGGGAGGUCAGCUCGCUGCGCAGCUCCCGCCACAGUGGCCUCAGCCACUUCUGAGCGCCCCCAGAGGCCCAAUCGGUUAAGUGAGGCCACCCUGGGCCGGGUGGCACGUGCAAAGCGCCCAACCUUUGCGGGGGGAGGGGGAGGAAUGAAGCUACCGGUGGGCCCCUGGGUCCGUGAGUCCCAUCCGAGCCGCAGCAUCUACUGUUGGCCGCUAGGGGCGGCAGAGGCACCGCAAGCGCCGAUUGGACGAGUGCAGUUCCCAGACUUGCCACGCGAGGGCGGAGAGACACCUGACGCUCCUCAGUCGAGGGGGAGGGUCCCCAGGGUGGGAAGCCAGAGCAGCAGGUGCAUGUGCACAACAGCACUGCCGCGGCCCUGGGGCUGGGGCUCCGUGGGCGGGGUGGAGGGUUUG